GUUUUUAGUUACGCGUCGGAACGGAUCCGUUGAAUAGCCGCCAAAGCGCGCUUAGAUGCAGCAACAGCCAACUUGGCCAAGAAGAGCCGAUCAGCCAACAGCUAGCGACGGUUUUAUCCCCCUUUCACAAGAAACGGCAAAAAUAACAGAUAACCAAGAAAAACAGGAAAAAGUAUUGCACAAAAAACAUAAACAAACUUCCCGAAGUUAAGGUGUAAUACCUAUAAAAACCUAACUUUUAUUCAGAAUAUAAAAAAAUAAAACACGAAACCCAAAACAGUGCUCAUAUGAUAUCGAAUUCGACCGCCCGUUAAGUGCUCACAAAAACAAAUAAAAAUUCAAAUCAAAAUAAAGCCUAAACGUUUAAAAAACAAACAAAUCUAGCCAAGUUUCCCCCAUAAAGUUGUGAAAUCCUAAGCUACUUAUUUCUCUCGUUAAACUUCAAAUCAAACAAGCUUCAUUCUUUGUUGAAUCAAAGAAUUGGAGGCAGCAUAAGUAUCUUAUCAAUGAAUGGAAACCAAACAACAAAAAAUCGACAUAAACUAGUGAUAUCCCAUAUGUAAAGUGUUCGUUAAACAGAUUCGGUUACCAAACAGCUCAAGUUAAUAAAAGUCAACAAAUUCAACAUUUUAUGGCAGUUCGCAGAGUGGAAUUCAUAAGCAACAACAACAAACCAUAAACAUAUAUUAGUCAGAUGAUUCGGUAGUAUAUUCCGCAUAUAUGCCGCCAUCGAAUAUUUGAUUCCAAUCGCCGGGAAACGGGAAAUACAAAGGAAAUGCAGAACUUUUCGAGCUCGACGCAUCAAAAACUUCUCACCACCACCACCACUUGUUCCAGCACCACUAGAUCCAGAACCAGCAGCAGCACCACCCAGUCCGCCGGUCGGCUCGUUGGCCACAGAUUGAGGCACCGCGGAAGCUCGGCUCCGUCCCCGUCUCCAUCUGCGGUAUGAUGGAACGUCUGUCCACGCACCUGUCGCUCACCGGCCUCUCGCUCGCUCACCCACUGCAGAGCCACCUGGGCUCCGGCGGCGGCACGCACCACCUGGGCCAACUGGCGGCGGCGGUGCAGCAGCACCAGCAAUCCGACCAGGGACUGGGCCACGCGCACCACUCGCUGCACGGUCAGCAGUUGUCGCUGAACCACCAGCACCACCACGCCCACCAGUCGCCGCAGCACCAGCAGCAGCAUCAGCACCACCCGUGCAGCAGCAACAGCAGCAACGGUUCGCCCAACGGAUCCACCGGCUUGGGUUUGCAUCCACACUCGGCGCUCCAUUUGGCGCACCACCACUCGCAGCUGCACCAGCACCACCCGGCGGGUCAGCAGCAGCAACAGGGCCAGCCGGCGGUGUCCUCCUCCUCCUCCGCGGCAGUGGGAUCGCACCACAGCCAGUCGCAGUCGCUGAGCCACCAGCCGCACAGCAACGGCAGCUCCCAACUGGGCGGUGGUUCCGCCAGCGGUGCGGGCGUCUCGGGAGCCGGUGGUUCGGCCAACAGCCACCACAGUGCUUCGGCCCCCAGCAGCGUGAUGGCCGCCGCAGCAGCCGCCCACCUGCACCACAAUUCGCAGGCCUCGCCCAUCAGCAAUCUCCACCAGAACAUGGGAAGCCUCAUGAACUCCGGCAGCAGCGCCAGCGAUGUCUUCUUCAGUUUGAUGAUCCAGAACACAACGAAGCGCCAAAAUGAGGAGCACAUAAAACGUCCAAUGAACGCAUUCAUGGUGUGGUCAAGACUUCAACGGCGCAAAAUAGCCCAGGAUAAUCCGAAAAUGCACAAUUCUGAGAUAUCCAAGAGGCUGGGUGCCGAGUGGAAGUUGCUCACGGAGGAGGAGAAACGUCCGUUUAUCGAUGAGGCCAAACGCUUGAGGGCCAUGCACAUGAAGGAGCAUCCGGACUACAAAUACCGACCGCGACGAAAGCCAAAGGCCCUGAGACGCGAUGGUUAUCCCUAUCCAAUGCCAUAUCCAUCGGUGCCCGUCGAGGCGUUAAGAGCGGGUAUUACGCCCGGUUACUUUGCGCCCGGUCCCACAGCGGCUGCCUAUCACCUGGGCAGCCAUCUCGGCCAGACAUCGACGCCGACCACGACUCAGGCCACCCUCUCCGGUCAGAUGGACAAGUUCGCGUUGGAGCGCAGCUCGUAUCUGAGCAAUUCCUCGCAGGCGAGUGCGUACAGCGCCUACUUGGACCCCAGUGUGCUGACCAAGGCGUACUUCGACUCCAAGAUGUACCAGGAUCGGGCGGCCAACUAUGCCUUCGACAUAUCCAAGAUCUAUGGGGCACAGCAGCAUGCGGCGGCGCAUCACCAGCAGCAGCAGCAGCAACAUCAGCAGCAGCAACAACAGCAGCAGCAACAGCAGCAACAAUUGCUGCUCAGCGGAGGGGGAGGAGGUGGAGGGGGAAGCGGUGGGGGCGGCAGUGCCAGUUCGCACAACAACAACAGCAGCAGCGGGCUGGACGAUCGCGAUGCCACGCCCCAAUUGGAGGCGGUGGAGGCGAAGCCGCACUUGCAUUCGCCCAGCGAUGUGGGUCUGGAUUACGCCCAAUAUGCCCAGCAGUAUGGCGGUCAAUUGGCCUCGGCAGCGGCGGCGGGUGGUGCAGUGGGUGGUUCCCCUGCCGGCGUGGGCGGUGGUUCGGCGGGCGGUGGGGGUGGUGGCGCCACCGCCGCGGAUUUCCGGCGACCACUGACGGUGAUCUUCUGACCACCAUCUUCCAACGGCAGCGAGGAGUUGAACUUGUCUAUGACCUAGGAAAAAAAUUGGGGAAAACCCUUGAUUCGGUGGCAAUUCUAAAAAAAGAAUUCUUGAAUUAAUUGAAAAAUAAUUACAGUUUCAGAGAGAUUUUAAAUUUAUUUACUACACUUUUUAAAAAAUAUUUAAAAGCUGAAAAUAAAUCGAAAAAUAAAUCCUAUGAAUAUUCAAAUCAAAGAUAUGAACUUUAAAGAACAUUUUAUGUUUAACCAAUUUUUAAACCACAAAAUUAAAUUCGAAUUGUCUUUAAAAAACAAGGUAAAUUUUCCCCCAAAAGAAAUAUAACGAAAAGGGUAUAACGAAUCCGAAAAACGCGAGAUUAAAGUUAAACGUAGCCAACAUUUACAUUUAAGUCUCCAGUUGUAAACUAAACUUAAGCUUUGUUAAAAUAGAACGAGAGGGAAAAUGGAUUAAAGAGCGAGAUAUUGAAAAGGAAAAGGAAUUCCGAUUCAGAGAGGCAAAAUCACUUAGCUAAACAAAAAAGAAAACAUUUCAACAAAAUGAAACAACAACGAGCGGUGCAAUUUUUUUAUGUUUUAAACGCAGAUCGAAGUGCAUAGCAUAAAUUUAAAAUUAAAUUUAAAUGUAUUUAAAUUCUACACUAAACACACACAAACAAAACAAUUAAAAUACAGACAUAAUAUAUACUUCUGAAACCAGAAAAAAAUAAAAACAAAAAAAUAAAAGACACUGUCAUCAUCCGCAAA
Messenger RNA from Drosophila ficusphila, 3455 nucleotides. It is a transcript of the gene Sox21b, whose product is annotated as transcription factor SOX-8. Gene Ontology annotation, biological process: anatomical structure morphogenesis; cell differentiation; positive regulation of transcription by RNA polymerase II. NCBI's taxonomy places the organism in Eukaryota, Metazoa, Arthropoda, Insecta, Diptera, Drosophilidae. The transcript has 7 exons. Gene Ontology annotation, molecular function: RNA polymerase II cis-regulatory region sequence-specific DNA binding; DNA-binding transcription factor activity, RNA polymerase II-specific. The record is from RefSeq and is a predicted model, not a curated record. Bases 949 to 2700 code for a protein of 583 amino acids.